AAAGGUGGCGCUAAUCUCGCCUUUCUUUUGCAUGGGCCUGCCCGCCCUUCCAUCCAUUUUCCCUCCCUUUUCCAUCCUAACAACCAAAACCGAAACUCCCUCUCCACCCUUUCUCUCCCUUCAUUUUCUCUUCGCUUCUUUCCUUUCUUUUCCGUUACCACCAAAUUCUCCGAACGAUCCUCUCCAUCCGUAACCGUCACCCUCCAAAAUCUCAGUCACAGACCAAUCAAAUCCAUCCACCUCAUCAAAUACUGUAACCAAAAUGACAUCCUCCACCACCACUACCACCGCAACCACCACCACCAAAACCGUGAACCCCCAUUUAACCUUCGAACACAAGAGGGAUGCGUAUGGAUUUGCUGUGAGGCCUCAGCAUGUACAAAGAUACCGAGAAUAUGCUAAUAUCUACAGGGAAGAAGAGGAGGAAAGAUCAGGUAGGUGGAAUGAUUUCUUGGAACGCCAUGCAGAUUAUGCUCAAUUGCUUACCAAUGAGAUGCCCUCGGAGGGAAGAAAGGAGGUCUCGCACAUUGAAGUUACAGAGGAUGGGAAUAAUGAAGCACGAAAGGGAGUUGAAGGAGAUGAUUUAUGCAAAAAGAAGUUGGGUUCUGAUAGUCUGUCUGCUAAGGAUGAUGCAGAAAAAGAGAAGGUGCUGCCUGCUCCAGAGAAAAGAGGUCGUCAAACUGCAAUAUGGACUGAAAUUAGACCAUCCCUUCUGGCCAUUGAAGAUAUGAUGAGUACUCGCGUAAAGAAAGGCCGUUUAUCUGAAGAAGAGCAAGAAAUCAGUCGAGUAAAGCCACUAUCUCUUGCAGAAGAUGCUAGAUUCAGUAAGGGAUCAUCAGAAGAUGAUUUUGAGGAUGAAUUUUUUUAUGCUGAGAGAUCUGACCCAGUUCAGGAUGCCCCUACACUUGACAGAACCAGAAGUAUAAGAGGUGCUGCUGCAAAUGCAGUUUCUACAGAAUCUUCAUUUCCCUGGAAAGAAGAGUUGAAAGUUCUUGUCCGUGGUGGAGUACCAAUGGCUCUUAGGGGAGAGAUUUGGCAAGCCUUUGUUGGUGUAAGGAGACGCCGAGUAGAAAAUUAUUACCAGAAUCUGCUUGCCAAUGAAACUAACUCUGGCAAUAACACCAACCAAAAGAGCUACCAGUCAGAUGGUAAGGGUUCAGCCACCAAGUCUGCAUGUGGGCCUGAGAAAUGGAAGGGGCAGAUUGAGAAGGAUUUGCCACGAACGUUCCCUGGUCACCCUGCUCUGGAUGAUGAUGGUAGAAAUGCUUUGCGACGUUUACUUACAGCCUAUGCUCGACAUAACCCCUCUGUUGGAUACUGUCAGGCCAUGAAUUUCUUUGCUGCCUUUUUACUCCUCUUGAUGCCUGAAGAAAAUGCGUUCUGGACUUUGAAGGGUAUUAUCGAUGAGUAUUUUGAUGGCUAUUUCUCGGAGGAAAUGAUUGAGUCUCAGGUUGACCAACUUGUUUUUGAAGAGUUGGUGCGUGAGAGAUUUCCAAAACUUGGUUUGUUUUUUCAAUAUUCGUCCUUUCUUGUGUUUGAAAUUUCUCAGAUGUUAUCUUCCCAUCAUGUUUUUUUGGGCAGGCAGAUUAUGAUUGACAAUUUCAUGUUUAUUGCAGUCAGUCAUCUAGAUCACCUGGGAGUACAAGUGGCGUGGGUUACUGGACCAUGGUUCCUUUCCAUUUUUAUGAACAUGCUUCCAUGGGAAAGUGUGCUUCGAGUCUGGGAUGUGUUCCUAUUUGAAGGAAAUCGUGUUAUGCUGUUUAGGACAGCACUUGCUCUUAUAGAGUUUUAUGGCCCUGAAUUACUUACAACUAAGGAUGCGGGAGAUGCAGUUACUUUGCUACAAUCAUUAGCUAGCUCAACAUUUGACAGCAGUCAACUCGUAUUGUCAGCUUGUAUGGGUUACGAAAAUGUAAAUGAACAAGUAUUACUUGAGUUAAGGGAGAAGCACCGGUCAGUUGUAAAAGCUGCAGUUGAUGAAAGAUUAAGGGGGCUUCAAAUUUGGAGGGAAUCACAGGGCCGGGCAUCUAAGCUAUAUGCUUUUAAGCAUGAUUCUAUGUCAGCGCUUAGGAAAACAAGUAAGACAGGAGAAUUGGUUGAUUCAAAAACUAAUGGAGAUCUUUCACGUUCCAAGUCCGAAUCAAUGAAUGAGGAUGAAAAUCUUCUUUGUCUGACAGGAGAUGCUAAGUCGGAUUCUGUUCCAGAUCUUCAACAGCAGGUUGUAGGGUUAAAGGUCGAGUUGUGCAGGUUGCUGGAAGAGAAAAGAUCAGCUGUUCUCAGAUCUGAUGAACUGGAGACAGCAUUGAUGGAGAUGGUUAAGCAGGACAAUCGACGCCAAUUAUGUGCUAGGGUAGAGCAAUUAGAGCAAGAAGUUGGUGAGCUUCGUAAGGCACUGUUUGAGAAGACUGAACAAGAAACUGCAAUGCUUCAGAUCCUAAUGCGAGUUGAGCAAGAUCAAAAGGAAACAGAAGAUGCUCGUAGAUUUGCCGAACAAAAUGCAGCUGCACAGAGAUAUUCUGUUGAAGUGCUUCGGGAAAAGUAUGAAAAGGCCAUUGCUGCGCUUGCUGAAAUGGAGAAAAGAGCGGUAAUGGCAGAAUCAAUGGUGGAGGCUACCUUACAUUACCAUUCUGGACAAACUAAAGCUCAGCCGUCUCUUUCUCCACGAUCACCCCAGCCAAAUUCACCACCACGCAACAAUCAAGAGCUACAACAAGAGAAUCCUGCCAGCAAGCUUAAUUUACUUGCUCGACCAUUUGUACUUGGCUGGCGAGACAGAAUCAAGGGAAAGAUCAGUAAUGCUGAUCGACCAAAUGAUGGGAAGUCCUCUAGUGAAGAUCAGAAUACUGCAACACAUCAGGAAACAAACACUAAGGAAAACAACGCCGGGAAUACAGAUGACAAGGAAGCAAAUGGCAACGAAGUUCAUGGUUUUUCUCGUAUCAUGUCUCUCAACUUUCAAAAGUCCACAUCAUGGAGGCAAGCAUGGAAGUAAUAUAUAAAAACCUCAGCCAAGCCCAAGGGAUACAUUUCUUGCCUUACAAGCAAGGCUUUUGUUCCCCUUAGCUGCAUUGUUUCUUUUUCAUUCUUGGAGUGGAGGAAUCAACCUAUGCCACAAUCCUUCAACUGAUCCAGUUUUAGGAUCCUACUUUCUUUCUUUUUGAUAGACGCAAGUUAUAUAUAUGUCAAAAUUUUAUUUAAAUUAUAGUUCUUAUUCAAUUAUUUGUAUAGAUUUUUUUAAAUAUUUGUAACAUUUUCAUACCUGAUCUGAUUAUUUGAUCAAUGCACCAGAAUAUCACAUUAAUUGU
Messenger RNA from Gossypium arboreum, 3305 nucleotides. RefSeq lists its product as uncharacterized. Lineage: Eukaryota; Viridiplantae; Streptophyta; Magnoliopsida; Malvales; Malvaceae. The record is from RefSeq and is a predicted model, not a curated record. The transcript has 18 exons. Bases 263 to 2992 code for a protein of 909 amino acids.